Kwoniella shivajii is the source of this 1332-nucleotide messenger RNA. RefSeq lists its product as uncharacterized. The coding region runs from base 1 to 1332 and encodes 443 amino acids. Gene Ontology annotation, cellular component: nucleotide-activated protein kinase complex; cytoplasm; nucleus. The record is from RefSeq and is a predicted model, not a curated record. Gene Ontology annotation, biological process: protein phosphorylation; regulation of catalytic activity. NCBI's taxonomy places the organism in Eukaryota, Fungi, Basidiomycota, Tremellomycetes, Tremellales, Cryptococcaceae. Gene Ontology annotation, molecular function: AMP binding; protein kinase regulator activity; protein kinase binding. The transcript has 7 exons.
AUGACAUCCCAAUCACAACCUAUACCGAUAUCACCCACUACAUCACUACACAGACAGGUCUCAUCUUCAUCUCGACCCGUACGUAGACCUUCAAUACAAGGGCAAGGUAACUCAGCCGGAGGAUCAACUUCGAUCGCACGUAGACCUUCAAGAGCACAACAUCCACCUAUGAUCACUCCUCCCCAAAGAGCUUUAUCACAUCAAGAAGCAUUAGAAGCAUUGAGGGGUUUCUUGAAAGAAAGAUCAAGUUAUGAUGUUUUCCCUGUAUCUUUCAGGUUAAUAGUAUUGGAUACUCAACUGAAAGUCAAAAAAGCCUUAGAUGUAAUGUUACUUUAUGGUGUCGUAUCUGCUCCAUUAUGGAAUACAUCAACAGCUAAAUUCGCAGGAAUGUUUACUGUUCAAGAUGUAAUUCAUUUAAUACAGUAUUAUUACCAUACUUCAUCAUGGGAAGGUGCAACUGCCGAUGUUGAGCAAUUCAGAUUACAUAGUAUCCGAGAUAUCGAGAGAGCGAUAUCAGUUCCACCACCACCAUUACUUUCAGUUCAUCCAUUCAGACCACUUUACGAUGCGUGUAGAUAUUUGAUCAGAACGCACGCCAGAAGAUUACCUUUGAUAGAUAAAGAUACUCAAACAGGUGGCGAAGUCGUUAUAAGUGUUUUGACACAAUAUAGAGUAUUGAAAUUCAUUGCUAUGAACUGUCGAGAUAUCACUCAAUACCUCACUGCAUCAGUACAAGAAAUGGGAAUAGGGACAUACGUUUCAACCGAAUCAAAUCCAGAUCCCACCAAUAACUCCAGUCCUUAUUAUCCUCUCGCAACGGCAACUAUGCAAACUACGGUCUUUGAUGUAGUUCAUAUGUUCUCCGAACAAGGUAUCAGUGCUGUACCUAUAGUGGAUAGUGAAGGCAAAGUGUUGAAUCUGUACGAGACUGUUGAUGUCAUAACUCUGGUCAGGAAUGGCGCAUACACCUCACUGGAUCUGACAAUUUCACAAGCAUUGAAACAGAGGGCAGUAGAUUUCCCAGGUGUGGUAACUUGUUCACCAAGAGAUUCAUUAUCUGCCAUCUUCUCGUUAAUCAAGAUAAGACGGGUCCAUCGACUGGUCGUAGUUCAAGGAAGGGAUGAUCCUCAUCCUGGUAGAUUCGUGGGAGUAAUCAGUUUGAGUGAUAUCAUGCGAGCUUUGAUCGGCAACGACAUCCCCCUUGGUGGAGCAGGCGUAGGUGCUGAAGUGGUAGAUAAAGCAUUGAGAGAAGAAGCAGCCGAGGCAGAAGGUAACGAUUCGUUCGCUCUGUCUGAAGGAUCUCUUUCGGCUGGACAAAGCUUAGAGGGUUAG